This is a messenger RNA of Closterium sp. Yama58-4, 166 nucleotides long. Lineage: Eukaryota; Viridiplantae; Streptophyta; Zygnematophyceae; Desmidiales; Closteriaceae. The record is from the annotation of a GenBank genome assembly.
CAGCCACGCCGUCCCAUCGUCGGCCCCGUCUCUGAAGUUGUCAAUCCACCAGCCCCCACCCCUCCUUCAUCACCUCCUCCUCAUCAUCUCCUAGUCAUCUUCACGGCUCCCGAAUCUGAAGCAUCAGCUACUUCUCCGCCAUCACCCAUACAGGAUCUCCUCCAAG